AUGGUUGGCCUAGGGCCGACUGAUCAAGGAUGUGAUUCCUUUGAUGUGUGCAUGGUGGCACGUGAAACUACACCGAGUGCGGUCGGCCGUGAGAGCACCGCACUGAAUGUCGGUAAUGACAUUUUCGGCGAUACUCCAUUUAGUGUGGGCGGCCGUGAAGGCACCACGCUUAACGUCGGUAAUGGCGUUGUUGGCGAUUCGCCAAAUAGUGUGGGCGGCCGUGAGGGCACCACACCUAAUGUCAAUAAUGAUAUUGUUGGCGAUACGCCGUAUAGUGUGGACGGCCGUGAGGGCACCACGCUUAACACCGGUAAUGGCGUCGUUGGCGAUACGCCGUAUAGUGUGGGCGGGCCGUGA
This is a messenger RNA of Peronospora matthiolae, 357 nucleotides long. Lineage: Eukaryota; Oomycota; Peronosporomycetes; Peronosporales; Peronosporaceae. The record is from the annotation of a GenBank genome assembly.